This is a messenger RNA of Cladocopium goreaui, 710 nucleotides long. The record is from the annotation of a GenBank genome assembly. NCBI's taxonomy places the organism in Eukaryota, Dinophyceae, Suessiales, Symbiodiniaceae.
GCAUCCGCGACUGGGGUGUGGCCAUGGCAGUGACUCUGGGGUGCACGGAAUUUCUGUUGACUGGACCGACGGCUUCUAAGGUGGAUACUGGAAGCAGCUUCAAAGGCUUUCUAUACUUGGCUGGCUUCCUUCUCUUAGAUGGAUUGACCUCAACUUUCCAAGAGAAGUUGUUUAGGGAGCACAAUACCACCAAAUACAACCAGAUGAUGUACAUCAACUUGCUGUCCGCUUGCGUCUCUGCGGUGACCUUGAUGUGCACAGGGCACAUGCUACCGGCCAUCACUUUUGGUAUUGAACACCCAAGAUUCUUCGUCGAUAGUGCCUUUUUGAGCGGUGCAGCAGUGGCCAGCCAGUGGUGCAUCUACUCCCAGAUCAAGGAGUUUGGUGCUUUGGUCUUCGCAGCCACGAUGAAUGUGCGACAGGUGGUCUCCAUUUUGGUGUCUUAUCUGAAGUACCACAACCCUGUGACUGGUUUCCAGAUCAUUGGCUUUGUGGCCAUUUUCUCUGCCCUCUUCUACAAAUCUCUUGCAUCAAUUCUGGACAGCAAAAACCCUGAGAAGAAGCCACUUCUGAUUGGAGAGAAGAAAAUCAUGGAGGACAUCGAAAAGAAGUGAACUACCCCAACUGGCAAUGCACGCAAUGCGAGCUGGUCAUGGCCCUUUUUUUGAUCCAUUUGGCGCUAGUGCAAUUUCGUAUCAUCUAGUUCCCUG